AUGGCGGCACAAGCAGCUCUGAUCGAAGAGACCAUUAUUGGACUUAAAAAAGCAUUGCGACGAGAAAAUGACUACAGCGGAUCCGACGAAGCUAUUACGCAGCCUACGAAUCGAGGAAAUAAGUUAAGAGUGAAUGCGAGAUAUGUUCAUGAAGGUGCCCUAGGAUUUUCGAAUCCGCGCGAUUUCUAUAAACAGAAAAUUGAACAUGCCGGAUAUACUCGUUACAUCUUGAACCGGAACCCUCCUCGGUAUGAUUCUGACGGUGACGAGAUUGAUGGCGAUGAAGAAGUGGAUUCUGAGGUCGAGGCCGAGGCGGCAGACGAUAAUCCAUUUGCAGGAAUUGCACUUGAACAAAUUCUCUGUCCUCUUAAACAAGCUUCAGAGCUUCCCGAUCACCCUACCUUAUCUCAACCUUACAGAUCAAAAGCAUUGCCUACAAUGAUCAAAGCAAUUGACGAAAAACUUCGAAAAGAACGUGCACUCCUCGCCCGGGCACAUAACCUGCAUCGUCAAUUUUUGGGAGAUUCGAUCUGGAUACCUUGCGGAACCCUGGAAACAGAAGAUGAUCCGUUUAUAUUUCGACCGCGGCAUGCACAGGCAUCUAAUCAGCAACACAGAGAUAAGAGAUCACAAACAGGGCAGGGCCAUGCCGGUAAUGUCAACAGUGGCGACAAUACCCAAUUGGAUACAGCAUCGAGCAAUAAAGAUGAACGAAGUGCAGGUGACGAUGUUGAGAUGGCAGAAGCUCCUGUGUCCGAGACAGAUAAAUAUGCAGAAACAAAGAAUCUGAAGACAGAGGAUGGCUCUUCUUCCCUAAGAGACGUGUUACGACAUAAUGAAAACGGAGAUGCAGAUUCAACGACCAGAGAGACCAAUUCGUCCGAGAACGGCAAGUUCGAUCAAAAAGAACAAGCACCUCAUACUACAGAAUCUCCACAUGCGCAAAAUACCGAGGGCGGCGAUAUCGUUAUGGAGGAUGCAUCAGAAUCAAAAAGUAUGAGAGACAAAGAAGAUACCUCAACUCCCGACCCCCCAAGACGAAUGACAACUCGCGCACAAGCAAACGCAACAAACGAGAAUGAAGUCAUCACAAGCAGUAGCUCACGAUACCCAUCUCCCGACGCAGCUACCCAGCUCUCAACAGCCCACCCCCUAUUCCUCGUACCCGAGAACAUACGACCGGACAAAGAUUUCGGCCUCCCGCCGAACGAAGCAGAAGAAACGCGUCGACUACUAUGGUCCUACAUCCAAAAGCAAGAAGAAACAGUCCGCGGAUUCACAGCUAUGCUAAAGUCCCUACGUCGAGCCGACCAACUCAAAGAAGAUGUCUUUGAAUGGUGCAAGGCAGAGGGACAUAUUGGCGAAAUGAGUGACGGUGAAGAUUGGUAUGAUAGGGAGAAAUUGGGGUUGGCAGAAGGCGAGGAUUUGAAAAAGGGUGCCGAUGAUGAUGAGGUUGAGAAUACUGUUCAUGAAGAAAGAACUACGGGGAAGAGAGGUCGUAGACGUCAGUAGACAGGUUUUCCUCCAUGCAUUUUCUUCAAUUCUUGCACAGCCUUCAUUAGGAUCACUUGUGAUCAG
Messenger RNA from Talaromyces stipitatus ATCC 10500, 1578 nucleotides. RefSeq lists its product as uncharacterized. Gene Ontology annotation, biological process: negative regulation of silent mating-type cassette heterochromatin formation; negative regulation of rDNA heterochromatin formation. Gene Ontology annotation, cellular component: Rpd3L complex; cytosol. The transcript has 4 exons. The record is from RefSeq and is a predicted model, not a curated record. NCBI's taxonomy places the organism in Eukaryota, Fungi, Ascomycota, Eurotiomycetes, Eurotiales, Trichocomaceae. The coding region runs from base 1 to 1512 and encodes 503 amino acids.